Echinops telfairi (small Madagascar hedgehog) is the source of this 3762-nucleotide messenger RNA. Its product is annotated as methyl-CpG-binding domain protein 3-like 2B. Bases 2659 to 3378 code for a protein of 239 amino acids. The transcript has 3 exons. Lineage: Eukaryota; Metazoa; Chordata; Mammalia; Afrosoricida; Tenrecidae. The record is from RefSeq and is a predicted model, not a curated record.
ACCUGGGAGUAGCUGGUGGGUUAGAACUGCUGAUCUUAUACUCAGUAGCUCAAUGCAUAACCCAUUACAACACCAGGCCGCCUAGCAUGUGGGAAAACAUUCACCAACUGCCUCUACUAAAUAUGUGAGGAGGCUUACUUUUGAAAAAUCAUGAACUUGCAAGGAAUAUGGAAACAUUUACAAAUAUUUAGCAAUUCUUAGAAGAUACUAUCCUUUGGAUUGAUCUUACGAAUGUAAAAGAUGAGGAAUCCUCAGUGAUAUCUUUUCACUCACCCUGAUGAGACUUUGCAGAGAAAUUCUGUGACUGUAGGCCAAGUUACCUUUGGGUUAUGCUCUUUGAUUCUGGAUACCUAUCAAAAUGUUAUUUGGGUUUAUAAAAGAACUGUCAUAGAAGUUGUCUUUUAUUAAUGUAUCUAUGUCAUGAAUUUAAAAAGUCUUUUAUAAAAUAUAUAUAUAUAUGAUCUCAUGAAUUCAUUGCUACCUUGAAGUGUGUUUUCCUUUUACCAACUGUAUUUUUUAAGUUUUUAUACUUUUCCACAUUAGAAUGUAAUGUGUCCUAAUUUUAGAAGUUUUUCAUUUAAUGGGAAACUAAGGAAAACAGUGAAAAAACACUCAGUGUCCCACCACUCUUCGUGUUGGUAUUUCUUUUUGCCUUCUUUGUGUGCAAAGCAGUGUUUACUUGUAGAAUAUGAGUCCAUGCUGUACGUGCAAUGAUAUAUAACUAUCAUUUUUCGCUUGUUUCAUUUCUUUCCCACAAUUAUGAUCCCCAGUUUAAUAGUGAGAAAGCCCACACAGAAAGUUUUAACCCAAAUUCUCAUCACCUCACAAAAAUAGUCCCGCACAGGCGGAACUGUGGCAAGCAUGGUGUGCAUGGAAGCAAGCCUCCUCUAGGAGCAACGGCUUGACAGUCUUAACAUAUGUCCAGAUGAUGAAUUUUGAGACAGGGUCUUACUUUUGGCAAAUUUGUAGGUUCCCGAAGCAUGUGGCAUCAGGAACUGAGAGUGCCGUUACUUGUGGGCUCUCCCUGAUACGUGUACCUCCGCAGGGUCAUAUAACGCCCCGCCUCUGAGUCUUCCCAGAGCUGCCAACAAUUGCCCAUUGCACGGCCUUUGAAUCUAUAGUUUCAAUAGCUAAUCCCUCAGAAAUGGGCAGCCUACUCCUUAUUCAUAGUCUUGCCCUUCUGUCUCUGUUUCACUUUAGAAGCUCAGCUGAAAUCUGCCCACCAUGAGUGAUCCCAUGGGUAUUUGAAAUGCAGGUGGUAUAACUUUCAUCAUUUAAACAACACACAGUCACCACAGUAUGGCAAAUUGGUAGAUUAGUGCUUCCAAACCAAACUUGCUGCCAUCGAGUUGAUACCAUCUCAUAGCAAGAGAAUAGGGGCACCAAAGAAGCUGGGGCUACAGACUCUAGACACAGUUCCCCUAGAACUGAGAGUGUUCCCCUUGGCCCAGUGUCCUGAUCCAAGUUUCUAGUUGCCUGAACUGUGAAAGAGUACACUUCUAUCUUUUAAAGCCACCCAUGGUUUUUCUGUUGUUGCAACACUGGGAAAUUUGUGGCAGUAACCUUAGCUCAUCUUACAACCACCUGGGGAAAUUGUGAAAUACUCAUCACUGACUCCCAACCCUAGAAAUAACAAUUUAAUUGAUCCUGAAUGGGACGCAGAGACCAGUCAUUUAAAGAUGUUUCCCAUGUUAUUCUAGUGAGCUGCAGCACCGGAGAAACCCUGGCACACUAGAAAGCUGCUCAUUCCUGAUUUUCAUUAGAAACUCAGAUAUCUUUAAAAAUGAAGUAGGAGGCCCUGGCCCCACUUACAGUUUGGUCUGUAUCAUCCAGACAUACCUAUUUUUUUUUAGUAUAUGUGCUGCCGAAGCGAGCACACCAUCCAGAUAUUCCUAAUGUUAAUAUAAUUCCCACACUUGAGUGCCAUGGAGUCAAUCCCAACUCACGCGACCUGAUAGCACUGCCCCUCUUGGGUCACUGAGACUACAUCUUUGUGGGAGUAGGUAGCCUCAGCUGUCUCCUGAGGCACAGCUGGUAGGUUUUAACCAUGGACCUUGUGGUUGACAGCUCAGUGCAUAGCCCACUGCCCUAGGGCUCCUUGUUAAUAACAUCAGCUGUGUUUCAUGCAAGCCAAGGCCUAGGGCCAGGCCUCCAAAGAAGCUGGAGGAGUACUUAUCCUUGCUGUCUUUUACAACCUUCGGCGAUUUAAAAAUUCCAAAUGUCACAUAGGCUGCAUCCCAGACCAGAGGAAUAAGAAUGUGGGCCGGGGGUGGUGGAAGUGCUACCAUCAGUGCAUUUUAAAACUCCAGGAAAUCUCAAUGAAUGGGGAGAAGAAAACUAAAUUCCCUGAGUCUAAUGCCAAAUCAAAUUCUGGUGAUGCCGACUGAUGAAACCCAAAUUCUUCCAUUUUCUCUGGGGCUGUUGUCUGCAACCACAGCUGAAUCUGUUUUACCUAAUUGUGAGAGGAUAUUUGCCUAACUUUGGGGCAGCUCUUACAAGGAAGAUGACCUUUGGAAGAUAGGUUCUGGGAUCAGAUAGCAACUCUGAAGUAGAUCACAUCCGCCGCUCUCCUACAGGAAGGGAGGACGGAGAAGAUCUCUGGGUUUCCAGGUCUCCACCUCAAGUGAUUUUGCCAGUGGUCAUCAGACACGGAUUCUGAUGCCCAGGUCCCUGCAUUUUCCAGGCAGAGACAUGCUCUCCACAUCUCAGGCACGUGUUAAGCGGAACAGCUCUGAGACCACGGCGGAACCUGCAGCAGCUGCUUUUCCAAGCCAGCGCUUGCUGGGGAAGCUCAAGAGAAAUAUGAUACCUCACACUUCAAAGAGGAACCGUGCUCUUGAGACCAAGGCCAAGUGGAAACCUGCUUUAAGUUUUAACACUCCGCUAAGGAUGACGACCUGUAUAUUCCAGAAGCCAGUUAGUAGAAUCACUUCUCACUCAGGCACUGAGGUCAGGUGUAGUCAAUGGGAGGAGAAGUUAAAGAAGCCCCAGCAGGUGUGUGCUUACAGGAGACUAGAAGGACUUCAGGCCUGCAGCAGUUCAGGAGAACCCUUAGAUACUUUGACCUUCACAGAUAUAAUAAAAAUUGUACCAGGUGGUCCAGAUGAGUUUCUGGUUUGUGACUGUAAUGGUGGUCCAUGUCCUCACCCUAAACCCACCUCCGGCUACUCUUCAAAUAUGGCAGAGAUCACCCCAGGGGUGAAUCUGCGUUUCUCACAGAGCUUUCGUGGCCUGUUGGUCACUCCUGUAGAUAUUAGGAGACAGACGCUGAAAGUGAAGAAAGCAAGGGAGAGGCUGACUCUGGCCUUGAGGGCAGACAGCUUCAUCAGGGAGGUGGAGAGAGCCAAGAGCCUAGCAGAACAUUUGAAAACUAGAUGAAACAUAGAAAGGAGUGCUGAAGAAACUGAUGGCUUGGCACUUGAGAACUCUUCAGCUCACUAGCAUGUCUUUUCAAUGUCCACCCUGUUUAUCUGUAUUAUGAAUGCUUUGUGUUAUAUCCAAAUUGCUUUGUAUGAACUUCUUUGAGAGACACAAAAUAUGAAGAGUAGAUUGUUUUGUGGAUGAGAGAUUGUCUCUCAUGUAACAAGAAGGAGAUCUGUACUUUUCAGUAUAUACCUCAAUUUCCAUAUACCACAAUUUUUUUAUGUUAAAAUCUAAAGGGGUAGAGUCGUUUUCUUUUGCUUUGCAGCUAUUGCAUUCUUUUAAAAAAUGUUUUUGUCAACGCUGUCUAAAAGUAAAUCUAUCAGCCCCAUUUUUCCAACA